AUGUCAGCGCUUGGCUUGUUCGCGGCGGUUGCGUCUUCGUACAAGGUGUUUAUUGGGCUGGCAACCGUCCUCUUCCUGGCUGUCUCGUUCUUGCGUAUUUAUCUGUCAUACAAAUAUGCUAGACUUCCACCAGGUCCACCUCCGGAUUGGAAGGGGAAAUAUGUAGAGCCUCGCGGCCGUUCUUGGCUCGCUUUGGAGCAGAUGCAACACGAAUAUGGCCCCAUUAUCGCAAUUCGAAACGGACCUUUCCAGCCGCCAAAUAUCUAUAUCACACGUGCCGAACCUGUUCUCGAACUUCUUGAGAAGCGGGGAGCGACAACGGGGGAUCGACCCAGCAACUACGUGGCAAGCCAAGGUAUGGGUCUUUUGUUUGCUCGAUAUGGUGACAAAUUCCGCCGACUUCGGAAAGCCGUGCAUCAACUGUUGAUGCCCAAGAUGGCAGAAUCAUAUGGACCCCUUUCAGAGAGAGCAGCGCGAAAUAUGCUCCGAGAUAUCUUGGAUGACAGCACGAACUUCAAAGACAUCUUCCACACUUAUGCUAGCAGCGUGAUCAACUCGAUGACCUUUGCGAAACGUAACAAGACCCAUUACUCAGAUCCCUCACUUGUCCAAGCGCUUGCAUGGAACCGCGAGCUCGUAGUCGCCGUGACUCCCGGUGGCUAUAAGAGGCAGCUGCAGGACUAUCUCGAUAAGAUUAGAGGAGUGCAGCAAGAGAUGCUAGAGGGUCAAGCGCCUCCGUCAUUUGUGAAGUACAUGACCGAGAAACAAGACGAGUACGGUCUUACGCAGGAAGAGCUAGCUUGGCUAUCUGGAAGUUUAUAUCACGCAGGAAGUGACACAGCUGCGGUGACCAUCAACCACGGUCUUCUUGCUGCAGCCAAGCGUCCUGCUGCUCAAAUCAAAGUCAAAGCAGAGCUGGACAUGGUGGUCGGGAACGAUCGAACGCCCUCUUUUGACGACCUACCGAACCUCCCUUAUUUGAACGCGUUUAUCCGAGAAGUGUACAGAUGGAGAAGCCCCAACCCUCGCGGGUUUCCCCAUCGCAUGAUGCAGGACGAAGAGCUCAACGAUUACAUCAUCCCGAAAGAUUCACUUGUCUACGGCGUCCAUUGGUGCCUACAUCGUGAUCCCUCCUUGUUCGACGACGUGGAUACAUUCAAGCCGGAACGUUGGCUGGAGACGGAUGAGAAGGGCGAGUUGAGGCUGCGGCAAGACAUGCAGCACUUUACGUGGGGAUUCGGCCGUCGAAACUGCCCGGGUUUACACAUCGCCGAGCGUUCUAUCUUCAUCAAUCUUGCCGCGUUCGACCUCAGCGAAGACCCGUCCGCACCGAUCAACACAGACCCGGCGACUGGGUAUAUACCGGCAGGCAUCUGCAGUCCUUACCCGUACAAGGUGGUCUUCAGACCACGGCAGCCUGAUCUGGAAAACAUCCUAGGAGGCGAGGAGCUGCUGAUCGACGAGUGA
Molecule: messenger RNA, 1467 nt
Organism: Dacryopinax primogenitus
Lineage: Eukaryota; Fungi; Basidiomycota; Dacrymycetes; Dacrymycetales; Dacrymycetaceae
Product: cytochrome P450
Exons: 12
Coding region: 1-1467 (488 amino acids)
Molecular function (GO): iron ion binding; monooxygenase activity; oxidoreductase activity, acting on paired donors, with incorporation or reduction of molecular oxygen
Source: RefSeq, a predicted model, not a curated record